Cadophora gregata is the source of this 4180-nucleotide messenger RNA. RefSeq lists its product as uncharacterized. NCBI's taxonomy places the organism in Eukaryota, Fungi, Ascomycota, Leotiomycetes, Helotiales, Ploettnerulaceae. Bases 662 to 4180 code for a protein of 1172 amino acids. The record is from RefSeq and is a predicted model, not a curated record. The transcript has 6 exons.
CCCCCUUUCAUUGCGUUCUGUAUUCUCCAGUCGGUUGAGAGUCGCUGCAAUUCCGCUCGUCAUUGUCAACUCUUCCUGUUAGAUUUUGGCUGAAGCUUGCAUCUUGACGCUGAUCUCACCUUGGUCUUCUUGUGUUGACGCUCGGUAGAAUCAGACUAGCUCGAUCGUCUCAGCCUUAUUAUCAACAACGAGGCGACAACCAAACUGGCCCCUCUUCCUACCGUGCACAUCAAUCGUGCUCUCGUACACGAGCCAAGCCGUUUAUAGUCCUCCUCGGCAAGACCAGUCUUCUGUACGCACUGUCUCCUAACUCCCAAAGAUGCAGACACGCUGAUUGCGGUAACUUGUCCCCGGUACUUGUUUCCACCACAGCACCAAGAUCGCGUUCCUCAGCCUACAUUGACUGAAGACGUAACCAGUUCCGCAUUUACCUGCACUCACAACUCCAUGUACGCUUUUGCUAAUUCAGCUUGUCGUCACAUCGCUCGUCAAUCUGAACAUUGGCAUCGUCAACGGCAUCAAUAAGUGGCUCGUCGACGUCCUCUUUGAUACCCUACUGCUUCAAAUCAACCUAACCCGUUGCUCGACCACAUAUCAUGUCUCAGUUCAAGCAUUGACAAUUGAAACGUUUUCAGCAGGCAGUCGUAGCAUUACCGAAAUCAUGGGAGAGUCACGCCCCAAACGCACAGCAGCUGUGAAAGCCGAGUCAGAGAACAAAAGACUCGCACUCGAUGCCAGCAAGCCGAUGGAAGCUCAGGAUCUGCAGACACGGGAAGACGACGAACGCGAGAAAACAGCUCCUCAUAGGAGGGCAUCGGCCCAACCCGACUAUGUACCAAAGAGUACCACUCGCCGUCACCCAUUUCAUACUGAUGGUACAGUCUCGCAGGUCCAGGUCCUGAUCCGACAAGCCAGUCCAGGUCAGGCAAAGACUACACCAUUACCCUCAAGUUCGACAUCGCAGAGUGUUCCAGCCUUCAGCAAUUUCCAGCAAUCUUCAUCCGAAUUAGUCACACCAGCUUUGCGUCGACAAGCACGACGUGUUCACUCCACAGGAAAUUCCCAGCGGUUGCUUCCUCCCACUUUCAGCAAUCCUGGUCCGAAGGUCCAGUGGCCAACUCCCGAUGCGGAGAUCAAGAGACUUCCACAUGUAGAAAGACAAAAAGAAAGUCUGACAAUUCCAGCCCAGCUCCCUAGGCUCCUGGAUCAGGUUAUCAGCUCGAACAGAGACAUCCGGCAACAAGCCAGUGCAAGAGCAGCAAACGCAGCAAGUUUCCUCAGCCUCGCGCAUCCACAACCUCAAAAUACCAUCCAUCACAGGUUUGAGAAAGCAAGUCCGGCAAAUCGUGCUUUUACAAAGACUGUCGAGGGACUUGUGACACCUCGGACUCCUCCCACAGACGCAGAUGCUGCGCAGGUCUUGGGAAGGCAGAUGACGACGGAGGACAUGAGACGGCUGGGUUUGCCUAAUAUUGAACCUGAGCAGAGACUCCAACAAGCCUACUAUGCUCAUCACAUGGAUGUAGCCCAGUGGGCACAAGGAGAACAAGCUCUGCAAGCUCAGUCUAGUCGAACGCCUCACUCAUUUCCAAGACCACAGCAACAUCCUCCUAACCAAUUCCCUGGGCCAAUAACCUAUUCAUCUUCAUCUAGGCAGCCUACCAGACUUGCUAACGUGUCUACAUAUGUUUCUAGUCAAAAGACUGGCGCAACCAGUGGCUUUAUCAACCCUUUCGGGGCUGGUUCAGGAGCUGACCCUGGAGUCGCUUCUGACCUUUCAAAGAUUGCCAGUGGACCACGAACCAAGCUACACGGGCGUGACGAUCACUUUCAAGAAUACAAACAGGGGUAUUCGACCGAAGAGCGCGAGGAUUCGGAUGCAACUAUAUCACCUUCGCCACGCAAGCCCCUUGGGCCAAAUAGAUAUUCUGACGCGACCGUCUCACCAUCCCCUCCCAAGAAUACCGAUCCAGUAAAUAAUCGUGUUGUCCCUUCAGUACCGCUUUUCCAGCAGGAAGAAGCGUUUUUUGGUACUCCAGUACGUCCUCAAGCUCCAAGUCACGCACGCGUGCUAAAUCAAGCACAGUACAAAGCACAUCUCCCUCAGGCUGGCCGAAUACAUACUGAUCGGCAGGUUCGAGCACCAAUACCUCUUUCCGAUAAUGAGCCUAUAGUCCGUCAACGAAACCUCGACUUCCAACACCAGUCUGCCUCUUAUGGAGUGGAUCCAACACAAUGGUACCAGCAAGAAGAGGAGAACUCCGCUAACUUCGCCCGAGAACUGGAAUAUGUGAAUUAUCAACAGGAAGUGGGUUCUAGAGGAGACUUCAUUCCCCUAGCAGGAGAGCUGCAACAAAACCUUACUGAGAGACUUUCCCACAUCGACGUUGUGGAGUCCAGGUUCCAGACUCGCAACUAUGCCUUAGUCACCACGGCAGAUCUCACGACUGAAGAAAAGGAAGAGCUCCGACUGUCUAGUACCUUCGCUACGAUGUUAAGGACCUUGAGGCGUGCUACGGAUAAGGACAAGGUACAAGAUGAGGAAAAAUGUUCCGGACAGUCCUCGAAGCCAUUUUUCGGAUGCUUGGCAGUGACACAAUUACCGCCUGCAGCCGAGGUUUCACUUCUGUCUCGCUCGCAAUCCUCUCAUGAGAUUAUAGCAGAAGAUAACGAUGAUCUCUGCGUCUUCUGUACCUUCGAGACUUGCUUUGGCAUUAGUGACUCACGAGUCUGGCUCCCACUAGAAGCAUCACCAGGCUAUUGCAAUGAGUGCCACGAAGAUACACAGCAGGUCUUCAGAAUGUGGGAAGGACCCUACAGACUACCUCAUGGUUUGAAUGAAGAAGCUAGGCAGAAGUACAAGAGUCUUAUUGAGAUAUCAACUGCAACACCUCUGAAGGAGCUCGGAGAUACUGCGGAUUUCAAGUCUCAGCAAAAGGUGGAAAUGAGCAAGCCCCAACGACAAAAUGCUAUUCUUAAUGCUUCGAACCCAGGCACGAAAGAUAGCAUAAGGAAACAACGAGAGCAGAGAAAGGAAUACAGUCUGACUAACUCUGCCAGAAAUGUCGCGAAUGUGCCUCGGGGAGGGAAGCUGCCGCAGAGAAGGGCAGUCAGUGGUGAUCUAAUCAGACAGAAUAACUUCCCUCCGGACGCCCAAAGAGGAGUUUCAAAUGGCAAUCGAGAACAUGAGCAGCUGGGCAGUUCAGCAAGAAACGUAACCCAAAUUUCAACACCACUGAGCAGUCAUACUGCCACUAUCCCCGACCUGCAUACAAAUCAGGCAGUACAAACAGCAUGGGUUAAUGGAGCGCCAUCAAUUGUCCCCCUGAUGGAAGGUAAGUUUGCCGUUGGUCAUCGAAAUGUCGGGGCGAGAAAUGACCAUGUUGGAGUUGUUACCCCCAAUUCGGCAUCUUGUAAGGAUGUUUUGGACCUCUCAGGUCCUUUUGGAUCGAUAUCCAAAUCCUCAUCAACCACAUCUAAAAUUGGAAGCCCGGCGACUGCAUUUCCCACAUCAUGUAAUGCCAACAUCUCAGGAUACCCUAACUCUACUAUGUCCGCACAACCCACCGGUGAAAAAAGUCCAUCGGGCAUCCCACUAUACUUCAACGCAGGACCACCUGAAUGUUUUCUUGGUCCUCCAUCGUUCAGCAGUGCUCCGAUUUUCUGCCGCGGCUGUCCGUGGCGUCAAGUUGACUUCACUAAAGCCAAGAUCUGCACCGCUUGUCGGGAUUGCAAGUUCCUCAUCUGCAGCCACACGCACCACUUACACUUCACAUUGCUGACUGAACUUGCUGGUGUCAUGAAUGGCGAUCACGAAGGACAUGGUUUGGGACGAGUCUCUGGAAGUGGACGAAUCACCGCCGAUGGUCGGUAUGGCAAUUGCAUGGUUUGUCCUGGCCAGGCGACUCAUGGCUGCAAUGAUUGCCCGUUGAGACUCUGCGCAGAGUGUGUAGUCAGGUUGAUGAAGUUGUGCAAGGGCAAGAUGAACGAACUUCUGAACUUUUACAAUAAUGGCCGAGACCACAUUCGAAAUGACGUGAGGAUUGAUUGGAACUUGCAUCGGCGCACCGUUGAUCAGAGAGCUCCCCCAUUUCUUGAUUUCGCUAGUUUAUCUACCCCCACAGAACAAGAUCUGAAAAGUAGUUCCAAGGGAAAAUCCUUUCAAGUGCAAUCCGCUUAA